AUGCCACCAAAGGCUCAGAAGACUCCCACCACUGGCGGCAAGGCCCCGGCUGGCAAGGCGCCCGCCGAGAAGAAGGAAGCUGGCAAGAAGACCGCCGCUCCCUCUGGUGACAAGAAGAAGCGCACCAAGACCAGGAAGGAGACCUACUCCAGCUACAUCUACAAGGUGCUCAAGCAGGUCCACCCUGACACUGGUAUCUCCAACCGCGCCAUGUCCAUCUUGAACUCCUUCGUCAACGACAUCUUUGAGCGCGUCGCAACCGAGGCAUCUAAGCUUGCCGCAUACAACAAGAAGUCCACCAUCUCUUCGCGGGAGAUCCAGACCUCUGUGCGACUGAUCCUGCCCGGUGAGCUUGCCAAGCACGCCGUCUCGGAAGGCACCAAGGCCGUCACCAAGUACUCGUCAUCCACCAAGUAA
Molecule: messenger RNA, 417 nt
Organism: Coniosporium apollinis CBS 100218
Lineage: Eukaryota; Fungi; Ascomycota; Dothideomycetes
Product: histone H2B
Exons: 4
Coding region: 1-417 (138 amino acids)
Biological process (GO): nucleosome assembly
Cellular component (GO): nucleosome
Molecular function (GO): DNA binding; structural constituent of chromatin; protein heterodimerization activity
Source: RefSeq, a predicted model, not a curated record